AUGAAGCAAUUAAAUAUCAGGAAAAGAAAAUCAUCAGAACCAACAACAGAGAAUCAAGAUCAAUCGAAAGGUCAAGAUCAAAAUGAUCUCAACAAGGAAACACCCAAACCAACUUAUGGUACUACUCCAGAUGGAACUCUCUUCAAAAUUCCCGAAACUCAUGACGUACUCUCUUCACUCUUCAAUCCGAGUUUACCAAAAUCGAAUUUAGAUUUAAUCACUUUAUCCUCAUUAUCAUUUCAAAUCAUCUUGUUUAAUUUCUUUAGUAUGAACACCUUGAGAAAGAUUUAUUUGAUAUCAUUUAUUUUUUGGAGAUUAAGUUAUAAUGUUGGAUUAGGUUGGAUCUUGAAAAAACAAUCAGAACGAAAGUUUAUUGUCAAAUGGAUCUCAUUAAAUAAAUAUUUUGAUUCGAAAGUUUAUCCAAGGUUUUCAAAAUGGGUUGAAUUACAAUUGAAUUCGAAAAUGUCACAUUCAACUGAUUAUCAAUUUGAUUCAGUACCUAUCGAAUAUAAUAUUUGGUUAUUGUUUCGUCAAGUAGUAGAUAUCAUCUUAUUAAAUGAUUUCUUAUCUUACUUUUUAUUUUGUUUUACUUCUAAUCAUUCAUUUGAAUUUCAUACAUUACCUAGGAUUUUAGUUGGAGUUGGUUUAGUGGCAUUCAAUGUAUGGGUGAAAUUAGAAGCACAUAAGAUAGUACAUGAUUAUGCUUGGUAUUGGGGUGAUGCGUUCUUUAAAUCACUUCAUACGUUGGUUUUCGAUGGUGUUUUCGAAAUGGCACCUCAUCCAAUGUAUUCGAUAGGUUAUGCAGGAUUCUAUGGUGCAAGUUUGAUUACUGGUUCAAGAAUGGUGUUCUUUGUUUCAUUAGGUGCUCAUCUUUGUCAAUUUGGAUUUUUGAUUUAUUUCGAAAACCCUCAUAUCGAAAGAACUUAUGAUCAAAUCAAUUCACCUGGAAUUUAUAAUCCAACCAAAUCAUCGGCUCAUAAAACUAAUUUUCAUCAUUCAAGACCAUUAACUAGACAAGAUUUAGAUCAUAAGUUUUUUAAAAAACAAAUGAUUGGACUAUCGAAUUUCGAUCCAUUACGUUCGACAGAUUUAGCCACCAGUUUAAGUUUAUUGUAUUCGAUUUUGUUUUUAAUUUUUAAUCAAAACAAAUGGUUAGUUAGUUUGAAUGCCAUUGGGUUUAGAAUCUUACAUAGUUUUGGAUUAGGUAUCUUAUUGAAAAAACAAUCUCAAACUAGAUUUAUUGUACGACAUUUUUUAAAAAGGUAUCAUUAUCAUCCUGAGAUCUUUAGAGAAGUCGUUUUAGAAGAUUGUUUUGGAAAUUGGAUGGGGAUUUAUAAUCUUAGUUUAAUCAUGGUUUAUGUUUCGUUUGGGACUUUGGCUUGGCAGUUUUAUGAGAUGAAAUCUGAUUUGAGUAUUGGAUCUGAACUAUUGAGGCAUACAUUUGGAAUGUGUUUAAUUGGACUUCAUAUCUGGACUGCUCGUUCUACUUAUGAAGUUCUAGGAAACUUUGGAUGGUUUUAUGGUGAUUUUUUUAUUGAUGAUUAUCCAAACGAAUUGGCUUAUACGGGGAUUUAUAGAUUCUUGAAUAAUCCGGAAAGAACUAUGGGAGGUGCUGGUUUGAUUGGAUUAAGUUUGAUGUCAGGAUCAUUCUUUGUGUUUGGGUUUGCAAUCUUUUCAAUGAUUUGUCAUUGGUGGUUCUUAAGUUAUGUUGAAAAUCCUCAUAUGAGGAAAUUGUAUGGAGAUGCUAUUAGAAAAGAAGCAGGGUUGACUAAAACUAUAAGAGAAAGAGCCAUGGUUAGAUUAAAAAGAACACGUGGGGUUAGGAUUGAAGAGAAGAUUAAAGAAGUACAAGGAACGUUUGAUCAUAUUUAUGAUGAAACAGUGGUGGCAUUAGAUGAGUUUUUGGAAAAGUGUAAGUUUGAAAGAUCUGCACCAAGGUUAUCUGGUGUGGUAAGAGAUACAAAGGUCUUAUUACAGCAAUCUGGGGAAAGAUUGAUCUUGACUCGUGUAGCGAACGAUCUAUCAAGUUAUGACACAAGUCAAUAUCAACUCACCGUUCACCCAUCGGUUCAUCAUGAUCCAUAUUCAAGUUCAAGUUUGGAUGAUCAGAGACUGUCGAUGAGUCCUACCUUUAUCAAAUCACUUGGAGAGACCAAUCGAUUGCUCAAGUUUCACGUAGGAGAACCCAUCACAUUAACCUGGACUGCACCACAGAACCAUUCGAGAUCCGAUUGGAUUGGACUGUAUCGAUGUGGGUCGAGUACAUCUAGGUUGGUGACCCGAGUAGCAAGUGCAGGACGAUGGUUACCAGUUUGUGCAGAAGAAUGGGAAGGUGAAGUGCAUAUCGGUUCAAAGGUAGAAGAAUCUGAUGAUGGAGAGUUGGACACGGCAGUGGGAAAGAAACCAUUGGCGGAGGGUACAAUGACCUUUACUGGUUCACAAUUGGUUUGGAGUGAAGGGUGGUAUGAGUUUAGGUAUCAUCAUGAUGGUAAACAUAAUGUGAUGGCUAUCACUGAACCGAUUGAAAUUUAUAUUGAAAAGGUAAAAGAAGAAGAAGAUCGAUUAGAAGUCAUGAAAGAAAAUGUUCGAAGUUUAGUAGGAUACUCACUCUGUUUAGAACCCAGCUUAAUACCCAAAAGUUUAACCCUUUUGAAUCUAAAUGAACUUCAAGAAAGAAAUGGAACCCCCAAAAAAUCAGAAGAAGAGGAAGAUUUUGUUGUGAUGAAUUAUGAUCAAGCUCGUAGGAUUAGAGAUGGGAUUGGAAAAUCAUUUGGGGUGGAAUUAGGAUUAGAUGUGAUUUUAGAUGAUGGGAAUGUGAGUAGAUUAGCUGAAAGGAUUUUAGGUGCUAGGAGAUUGUUGAGGCCUAUUUUGGGAGUUGAUGGUGGGAAAAAUGAUAAGAAAAAAUGAAAUGAAAUGAUUGUUCUUCAAAAAAAUUCUCAAGAAUUGGAAAACAGAAAUGGAGUCUUUUUUGAACAUAUAUAUAGAAGAUUUGAUUGAAGGUUUGAAUUGAAUUGAAUUGUUUUUUUUGGUUUUGAACUCUUGUUUCUCAGAUGAAAACAAGAAGAUGUAUGUACUCUUGUUUAUGAUUUUUUUUUGAUUUUUGUUUUGAUUUUUGUUUUGUUUACUGCUAAAUUAUACACGUAUGCAUUGUUUUUUUUUUGUUUUUUUAUUGCAGGUUGAUGAGGUUAUGAUUUAGUUGAUCUGAAUGUAAAGAAGAAGAUGAAUGUGUUU
Melampsora larici-populina 98AG31 is the source of this 3231-nucleotide messenger RNA. RefSeq lists its product as uncharacterized. Gene Ontology annotation, molecular function: phosphatidylethanolamine N-methyltransferase activity. The record is from RefSeq and is a predicted model, not a curated record. Gene Ontology annotation, biological process: phosphatidylcholine biosynthetic process. NCBI's taxonomy places the organism in Eukaryota, Fungi, Basidiomycota, Pucciniomycetes, Pucciniales, Melampsoraceae. The coding region runs from base 1 to 2907 and encodes 968 amino acids. The transcript is spliced from 10 exons.